AUGGCUCAACGAUCGUCUCAUCAACAACAUAUUGUGGGGAUUCAUUACGCUGUGGGGCCAAAAAUUGGUGAAGGUUCAUUUGGUGUCAUUUUCGAAGGUGAAAAUAUCUUAAAUAAAGACAAUGAUAAUAAUGGCCAACAACAAUUGAAUCAACCAGUCGCAAUCAAGUUUGAACCACGUCGUUCAGAUGCUCCACAAUUACGAGAUGAAUUUAGAGCUUACAGAAUUUUAAAUGGUUGCGCAGGAAUUCCUCAUGCGUAUUAUUUCGGUCAAGAAGGUAUGCACAAUGUAUUAAUUAUUGAUCUUUUAGGUCCAUCUUUGGAAGAUUUAUUUGAGUGGUGUGGAAGAAAAUUCUCCAUAAAGACUACUUGUCUAGUGGCAAAGCAAAUGAUUCAAAGAGUUAAAACCAUUCAUGACCAUGACCUUAUCUAUAGAGACAUUAAGCCCGAUAAUUUCUUAAUUUCAGAAUAUCAACGUUUAUUGCCGGGGGGUAAAGUUAUCAAGUCUUCUGCUACUUCUGCAAAUGGUGAUCCAAAUUUAAUUUACAUGGUGGAUUUUGGUAUGGCCAAACAAUAUAGAGAUCCAAGGACGAAGCAACAUAUCCCUUAUAGAGAAAGGAAAUCUUUAAGUGGUACUGCAAGAUACAUGUCAAUAAAUACGCAUUUUGGUAGAGAACAAUCAAGAAGAGAUGAUUUAGAAUCAUUAGGUCAUGUAUUCUUUUAUUUUUUAAAGGGAUCCUUGCCAUGGCAAGGUUUAAAAGCUCCGAAUAAUAAAUUGAAAUAUGAAAAAAUUGGUUUGACCAAACAGAAGCUGGAUCCUGAGGAACUAUUAACGGAUUCGAUACCUCAACAGUUUGCAACAUAUUUGAAGUAUGUUAGAGGUUUGAGGUUUAAUGAAGACCCUGAUUAUAAUUAUCUAAUAUCAUUAAUGGACGAAGUCCUUGUGAAUUGUGAUAAAGAUCAAAAUUACGAUUGGAUGGAACUGAACAAUGGGAGAGGUUGGGACAUAACGAUAAAUAAUAGAACUAAUCUUCAUGGUUAUGGUAAUCCUACACCUAGAAAUAAUCAUCAGAAUAAUAUAAAUAACAUUAACAAUAACAAUAAUGGAAGCAAUUAUAAUAACAAUACUGCAACAAAUAUUAACAUCAAUCAAUCAUCAUCAAAUAUUAAAACCAUAUCACAGAAUAAUCGACAUCAGCAGCAUCAAAAACUUACGAUUUCAAAUAAUUCUAAGCAGCAACAGGGAAGAUUUUCUUCAAGCUUAGAACCUUCAACAUCUUCAAACACCAGAAAACUCGUCAAAACAUCAGCUACCACUUAUGAAUCUAGAAGUAACAGUAAUAAUAAUAAAGAUAAUGUUGGUGGUGAAUUUACCAGGCGUAAUACUGAACCUUUCUCUAAUGAUGAGACAAAUGUGAAUAGUUCUACAAAGUUAUUGCAUAAAAAUAUUGAUAGUAAUGUUAAUUACAAUAUAAGGUCCAAUGAUGGCUUGGAGGGUAGUGGUAAAAUGAUGCAAUAUCAGAGCAUUAAUUUGUAUCAUCAACAACAGGAAUCUCUGGAAGAUGAUUCUAAUAGUAGUUCAAAUGAAGGCAUAUUGUACAAAUUAUGCUGUGGAUGUUGUUAA
This is a messenger RNA of Vanderwaltozyma polyspora DSM 70294, 1623 nucleotides long. RefSeq names its product casein kinase YCK3 (gene YCK3). The transcript has a single exon. The record is from RefSeq and is a predicted model, not a curated record. Bases 1 to 1623 code for a protein of 540 amino acids. Lineage: Eukaryota; Fungi; Ascomycota; Saccharomycetes; Saccharomycetales; Saccharomycetaceae. Gene Ontology annotation, cellular component: cytoplasm; nucleus. Gene Ontology annotation, biological process: signal transduction; endocytosis; peptidyl-serine phosphorylation. Gene Ontology annotation, molecular function: ATP binding; protein serine/threonine kinase activity.